Mytilinidion resinicola is the source of this 647-nucleotide messenger RNA. RefSeq lists its product as uncharacterized. Bases 113 to 493 code for a protein of 126 amino acids. The transcript has a single exon. NCBI's taxonomy places the organism in Eukaryota, Fungi, Ascomycota, Dothideomycetes, Mytilinidiales, Mytilinidiaceae. The record is from RefSeq and is a predicted model, not a curated record.
AGGCGGCCUAGCAUAUGCACAAACAACAAGCUUUGUUUUGCUCCGAAGAUGGAGAAUCUCACGAAAAAUCGCACCAUCACAUGCUUUCUCCGUGGGAGAGUUGAGUUGGCCAAUGACUGAAGCACGCAUCGAUGGAUGGGUGCCAAGCCGGUCUCUUUGUGGACCAUGGCGUGCUUCGGCGAUCUGUUUGGCAAUUCUAACCCAACAUCGCAUCACCCUCACCACCAUGGGGUCUUAUCAAUUGCAUCCACAAAACAACACCUUAGGAAAUAGAUCGUUGUCUCGUCGACGCCGCUCCAUCAUUUCAAGCCCUCUUAUUUACCGCCGUCCAUUUAAGCUUAAUACGUUUUUUCACUGCAUAAUCACCUCAUCCCUGCUCAUCACCACUGAUGCUGCUUUUUCUCAUCGUGAAACCCUAUUUGAGAUACCCAUUCAAGCCUUAUUCGGGCCCAAGGCCCUGGAGCCCGAACCAUUCCCGUCGUCGAGGGUCUAGAUCUUCAGAUACCGCGAACAUGGCCUCGGAGAGAGCAAAGGCCUGGGCGUUGAUCGGGCGUACUCCAUCUACAGGGCCCCGUGGCAUGUCCGAACCUUGUACACGCUAUCAGCCUGAUAGUGGAACGAGGCUACAUGAGGUGCUUGGGAAUUUU